This is a messenger RNA of Xyrauchen texanus (razorback sucker), 7737 nucleotides long. RefSeq names its product histone-lysine N-methyltransferase ASH1L-like. Gene Ontology annotation, molecular function: protein binding. Bases 802 to 6558 code for a protein of 1918 amino acids. The transcript has 16 exons. Lineage: Eukaryota; Metazoa; Chordata; Actinopteri; Cypriniformes; Catostomidae. The record is from RefSeq and is a predicted model, not a curated record.
AUAUAUAUAUAGGCUAUAUAUGUAAUAACAUAUUUUUCACUGUAAUGGCGCAUGAUGGCCCGUAAUGAAAUUUAAAUUACAUCAUUGUGUAUCAUUUGAAUGUCGGCCAUUUCGCGUAUAGAUUAUUCAAUAUCGUUUUCUAACACAUGAUUGACUGUUAAUGUUCAGCUUUGAUCCGGACUUUGAUAGUGCCGAUAAAACAGCAUCCGCUAGGGUGAUAAAACAGGCGGUCCGACAUGCUGCUGCUUACAUGAUUCUUUUCUCGUGUUAUUGGUGGGUAAAUUUAGCACAAGUUGAGGACAUCAGCUCAGUAACCGAGCACAUCCAGCAUGGUCAUUCCUCUCCUUCGUCUCCCCUCCUCGGUUAACUUGCGUUGUGGCUAUCUGGUACACAAUGUACGAGUAUGCUUUUAAUAUAAAACAACUGCGCAAGAGACGGAUUGAAACAGGGGGGCGACGACAAGAAGAAGGGGGGACGUGAGUAUCGUAUGGUGUUGCACAAUGUUCAUCUUCACGGGUCCUUCGUUUCGCGCAGUGGACACGCAACAUCCCUCCAUUUAUCGUUUCUGCUCGUUGAGCACACUUGUUAUUUAGCUGCUCCUUUUUGCGAUACGUCCUGUUUGCGACUUAGCCCCUUCCAUGGUACCAACACCUUAAUACUCCCUCAAGUCAAGUAAGAAGAUAGAAGAGCAUUGAAUCAGCCAGAAAAACAUCACUUCUUCUUUUAAGUUGAACUAUUAUUAUUGUGCAACGAAACAUCCGCAUCUGACCUGGAAGAAGAUUUUUUACUCUGAAUGUACAAAUGGAUAAGAAAAAGCAAAAGACAGCACUUCCACCAAGACCGGAGAGAGAAGAACAGAAUGAAAGGACUGAAGACAGGAAGAAGAUGAGGAAAACCAAGGUGGCUGAAAGAGAAGCUUCCUCAAAGAGCACUAAUAGUGAGCUUCAGCAGCAACUGACCAGGCAGGAGGAGUUAAUAGAGUCUGACCAGUCAGAGGGGGAUAUAAGAAUGAAUUUAGGGUUUGGAGCUAAACGAACCAAGAAGCCUCCAAAGAGCCUUGAGAACUUUAUUUGCAGGCCCACAGUAAGGGUCUCUCAGAGGCCUACACAUGGAGAUGGCUAUGGUUCAUGUGGAGUUGAAGCUUCCAGUUCUCAGAACACAGGGGCCAACAAGUCACAUCGAGAGACUCAGAAAAAAGAUAACAAAGAUUGCGUUUCUUCAAAAGCUUCCACAAUUUCGAAUCUGUCAAAUCCAUUGCCCACCUCAUCCAAAAAGGCUGACUCUGCACCUGUCAAUACAGCCACUAAAAAGGCUACAUCAAAACAGUCAAGGAAGACAGACUCAAAGUCAUUAUUAACAUCAGAUGGACCUUCGUAUGCAUUUCAACCACAGACAGAAAGCAAAGUACUCCUUUCCGACAGGAUAACAUCUUCCACCCCACUAAAGCCUCCAGUUGCACCUUCUCCACCCUCCUCAUUACAACAAAACUCCAGUCCACAAGAUGGCACCCAAUUUUUAAAUGUUGAAAGAGAAAAGGUUGAAGAUCUCCCUACCGGGGCAACAGUGACUGCUUCCCUCAGUUCAAAGAAUAUGACGCUGAAAGCUCAGAAGUCUUCUUCCAGUCUAGAAAAUGUCAGUGAACGAACAUUGUUUCCAAUAUCUUGUAGUGAGGAUUUACUGCCCCUAAAGCAAUCCUACCCUCCAAAGGAAACUUUCAAAAUCAGGGAGAGUAAUGUUGAAAAUGUUUUGAAUGGGAAUGGAAAAGAGGAUGGCAAACAUGAUGGAAAUUCUACAGGUUCCAAAAACACAUAUAGUAGGGUAAACAGUAAAAAGAGUAAGGAAAACAAUUUAGUGCAUCAGCCAAGUUCCUCUAUCAAAAAACCAUCACUCCUUCCUGCUUUAGAUAAAUAUGCUGUUUCAUCAACUCCUGAAAACAGCACUUGUACACCAGAGUUACCAGAGAGAAGGAGGAACAAAAAGCAUAAUGAAAGUGGAGACAUAGAUGGCACCAAAAAAAAGGCCAUGGAACCUGCCCAAACUAUCCCUGUUGAUGUCCAGCCAAAGGAUUGCAGCAGGGUAGGGCAUAUCAUUGACAAGAAUAAAAAGAGAAAUAGGCACUGCUUAAACCAGGGAGAAGAACAGUGUUCCUCUCAAACUACCAUCUGUGCGGACUCACAAUUUAAAACUGAUAUUUCUUUCACAGACAAAUCAUCAAGUGAUGAGCCUUCACAACCCAAGCAAAACACCAACCCACAGAAGAAACAGAAAGUUGUUAAAAUUACAAAGAUGGCAGACAAAAUGGAGACGAUGGAUCUGGUGAAGACUGCUAAUGUUAGUUCCACUGCAUGUAUGUCCCAAACAUUUAAACUUAAAAAAAUACCUUCCAUGAAGUCCUCAAAAGCAUUAUCAUCACCGCAGUGCAAACCGGGAACAGUUGGACGAACUCCUAAAUCUAAACAACUGCAAAAUCCAUCACUCAGAUCAGAAAUCUCAGCCCUUGAACCGCAGCCCAAGAGAAGAGGUCGCCCAAAAAUGAUCAGGUUGGAUGAAUCUUCUCAGGGAUGUACACCUAAUAAGAUCCCCAUACGUGAACACUCUCAUUUCCCUGACCCAGAGAUUGACAUGCAACUCCCAAAGCCCAUGCAAAGAAAACGAGAUUGCCCCAAACGUUCCUUCUCUGUUCAGGCACAGAGUUCUGAGUCACAAUACUCCACGUCUGUGAAGAAGGGGGCAGAAGAUAAUCUUAAACCCACCUUGUUCAAAGCUAAAGACACUCCAAUGUCCAGCAAAAGAAAUAGAUUGAUAAUGAAAACAAUUAUGAAAAAUAUCAAUAAGAUGAAAGUGAAGAAGAAGGAUCAGGUGCUCACACAAUUUCUUUCAGGGCAAAGACAAUGUCGCAAAGCACAUUUUGCUCAAAAAAAUAAUGCUGGAGAUGCAGAUGGUUCAGUUUCAGAUGCUACACACUCUUUAUCCUCUCUUGUAUCAUCUUUUGGGGGGAAACUUGGUCCACAAAUUAAUGUGAGCAAACAUGGAACUAUCUACAUAGGAAAGAGGAGAGGUCGUAAACCUAAAUCUCAAAGGGAAAAUUCUUGCCAAGUCUCUGAACAAAUUCUGCUUCAAAAGUCUCAGAAAAUAAAGUCUUCAAAUAAGUUGAACUCUUGGUCCACUCUUGGGGAACAAAUCCAUUCAUUUGAUAGUCAGUCUGCUGUUAGUAGCUCCCCCAACUUAUUUAAAUAUAUUAAGUCCUCUUCGACCACUAUUGGUUCUUUCCGAAAAAAGCUUUAUCCUGGCAACUGUGAGUACGGUCCACAUUCUGCUCCAAAGGUAACAAGUUCCCAGAAAGUUAAAGCAAUGCUUGAAGAAAAAUCUAAAUCUCAUUCCUCUUUGCAAUCAACACCACUCCCUCCAGCCACAACCCAAUUAGGCUCUGUUGGGAUGCAAGACUGCAGAACGGCACAUCUUGCCCGAUCCGUUUUGAUGGAGCAAGAACUACUCAAACACAAGUGCCAUAGAAAAGGUAAUAAUUGCUUGAGCCGUGAAAAGAUAAGGACACAUAAACACACAUUUAAGAGAAAAUGUCAUCAACUCAGGGCCAAAAGGCAAGACCCAGCCUUUCUAGCAGAGAUUGAGGACUUGGUGGUCAGACUCAGUGAGAUUCGUAUUGUGCAUCAUAUUGCUCAGGGAGGGAAUGAAGUGAAAACUGGUGGAAGUAAGAGUAUGAAAGGGAAAGGUCACCAUCAUGUUCUUCAGUGUCUGCCUCAAAACCUUCACCACCCUGCCAUGUUUCAAAUCAACUUCAGCGGUUACUACUCACCUCAUUCUGACUUUUCCCGUGACUCUCGGCAUUAUGUCAGAAUGGCUGAUUUUAAAAGAAACAACAGGUGCCCCUCAGAGCCAAGUGAACAUAUUGUCACACAUUGUCCGGUGGUACACAAACUCGGGUUUCCACUGUCAGGAACUGGAUGUUACUACCCACCCUACAAAAUGCCUCUCUCAACCACCUCAUUUGGUUUUGGACUUUACAGAGGAUACCCUGCAUCUGCAACUAUUUACCCUUCUUCACCUUUUUUAGCCUCUUAUGUGCACCCCUACUCCAAAACUCCUAUUUUAAGCCCAACAAAGUUCCAUAAAAGGAAGCACAAGUGUCUGAGACGUGACUCUGUGUUUUGUGGAGGGAAGGCAGAGGGGACAUACUCUAAUGUAACUUCUCAUCCAUCAAGUGACUGGUUCAGGAUAAAUAGCUGGCAAAGGGAAGAUGACAGAGAGCAGGGCAGAGAUAAAAUGCUUGUUGAUGACAGGCGUAGUACAAGAAGAGAGAGAGAAGGAUUAGAGUGUUUGCUAGGACAAAGUAGACUCAGAAAAGAUAAUCUAAACAGAAGAGCUUCGUCCUCUAAUUCCCCAUGCUCUUUCUCAAUGCUUACCAAUAAAGCAGACAAACACAAAACCUCACUCCCAUCAUAUAUAGGACCAGCACACCUGAAAACGAUACCAAAGGUUAGGUGGACAGAGCAUCAGCAUCCAUGGAGGUGGAAAGGGAGUGUUCCAGUUGAACAGAGUAACAGCAACCUAAACCAAGAAGCUAAGUCAGGGUACCAGGAGGAGGAAGACACUAUAGAAGGUCCAGAGAGUGAUAAAGACAUUCCAUCACCGCCCCUAUUAAAAAGAACAAUCCGCCAUCACACUUUCCUAAAGAAUCCCAACCUAAUCAGCAGCGCGUACAGUCGACAGACCGUCCAGAGGGGCACUGGUGAAGUUCAUUGUACUUCAAAAGAUUUGAUGAGACCUGGAAGAACACUGAUCAAGGAGCCUUGCUCUGCUGGAGACAAAAUAUUAUCAGAGAGUUUCCAGCCUGGCAGUCAACUCUUCCAUGUACACCAUCAGCAUGGUAGUUACUCUUUUACUGAAGGACAAGAGAGAGCAGGAAAAAAGGCAAGACACAAAAUAAGCCAGACUCUCUUUCAGAAAUCUCUUAUCAGCCCCUUUGCCCCUAGAACUGUCCCCCAAAUCAGCCUUUCUCAUUCAGACUGUGCUAAACAGACUACACAUACCAAGUGUAAGCGGAAACAUGUUAACAAACCAGAAACCAAAGUGAAGAGAAGGGGACCUGGGCGACCAAAGAAAACCCCUGCACCAUGUUUUUCUCCAUCUUUAUCAAUUGCACCUUUACAUCACAGAGUCACAGAGUGUCCAGAAAAGCAAAGGAAAGGGGAAAGAGGUGAUGACACAGCACUCUAUGUAAUGGAAUCCGUUGCUCAAGGUGAGAAACGGAAAGGAAAGAAAAGAAAAGCUGGAGCGCAUGUAGACAGGGGAGAAGAUGUAGCUGAGAGCCAGGAGCCCUCAGAUUCACACUUCGGUCCAUCCUCACCAUAUCAUGAUCCAUCAGUUUCUGUACACAAUCAAUCAGAGAGGAGCUCUACCAUGCCACCUGACAAGAAAUAUGAGUGGGCAGGGCUUUUCUCAGAUGUAUAUAAAAGCGCAGACACUCCCAGUCUGUCCCCACCAGUAAACACAGAGUGCCUUGAAUAUGAUCCUGAGGAACACGAACAUGGCCUCUUUCCUGCACCUAUACACGUAGGAAAGUAUCUGAGGCUGAAACGGAUUGACUUUCAGUUGCCCUAUGACAUAUAUUGGCUCAGCGCACACAAAAAGGUUCAUAAAAUAUUACAUGCCCCACUAACAACAGCCACAUCCAAUGGGUCUGUUGGUGUAAUGUCUCUCACUCAAACUGAGGACAGUCCCUGUACAAAUAAUAAGGACAGUGUUCCUCAGGACUGCAUUGCUGACAGCCUUAAUAGAAAUGACAGCUGUAGACUACCUUCAGAGGAGGUUGGAGAGGAAAUCAGUCAAUCAAACAUUGAUAAUAAUAUUCCCCAACAUUGUGAUCCUCUCAAACAGCAGGAGAGAGGCAGUGAUGCUGAAAAUGUCCCCUCCCCUCUCCUGGUGAUACCGUUGUCGUGUGAGGAGAGGAGUUUCAUCUUGGAACAUGGCAUUUUUCUGGUGAGAAACUAUGAGAAAAUAAGAGAGAGACAGGCAUUGCUCCUGAGGGAGGGAGUGAGAGAGCGAGAGAAAGAAAACAAGAAAGAUGGAGGGAGAAGCCAAUCUCAUAAAGGAGUUCUUGGAGUCAACACCAGCACCAAGUCAGACCAGUGCCUGACUCCAUCAUGUCCACAGUCUGAGAACGGACUCCGUGGAGAGAGAGAAGAGGAGAGGAGAACUGUACAGGGCAGCAACCUUACGCAAACACUCCAGGAGAUCUAUGAUGUCAUUGUCAGUUACAAGGGGUCAUCUGGACAAACCCUCGCCGCUCCUCUGCUGAAUCUGUGUUCCAGAAAGAGGUCUGUCUCAGCUCCUGCUGAUCUCAGUACAUUGCAGAAGCAGCUCAUCUCAGGGUAUUAUGAGAGCCUGGAUGCCUUUCACUCAGACAUGCUCAGGGUGUUCCAAUGCGCUGAGAAAUACUAUGGCUGUGAGUCCUCAGUGGGUCGUAAUGUAAGGCAGCUGAGGGAAGUGUACCAUAGUGCUCAUCAGGAGGCCUUAACUCAAACUGGCAACUUCCUCUGAGAGGCAGAACACAGCACCUGUGUCCUCUGACAGGGCGUGGCUAUGCCAAAACACAGAGGCAUGAUGGGCCUUCCAGAGGGCAGAUAAUGCUCUUCGAUGCUGUUUGUUGCUUUCACAGAUGCACUAGACAGGUUAAUACAGCACUCCUGGAAAUGCCGUUUGUAAGAAUGGACUUUGUUGACGCUUGACAACUUGAUUAGUUGAAAACAUGCUUUUUUCUCUCAGGGAAAUAAAAAUCAAGGGAAGGGGCAGGAGACAUGAUAAAAACAAUUCAAAGAUCCCAGAUCCUUGUAUGCUAAACCUGAACAACAUGCAAUUCUUUGCAUCUUUAAAUGUUGUAGACUGAAGAUGAACAUGUUGAACGGAAUGCAGGAAACCAGAGAGAUGCUUUGGGUCAAAGGAUUGGACAUGCACUUACUGUUUUAAAUAAUUCAACACACUUACAUCAGAAUACCUUUCAAAAGAAAAUGGACUCCACUUCUUGAAUUAGGGUUCACUGACUAAACAGUUGUCAACACCAUGAACAGAAAUGUGGUCUACUGUCUUUUUUGUAUUAGGGUUGGGUGGGUUAUAACUAUUAAGUAAGCAAUAGUGCAUGAAAGGAUUUCAUGAUGCAGCCUUAAUAUAAGGAAAUGUGUAUGUUUAUAGCCAUUUUAGAACAGUAAUUCAUUUUAAAGGGAAUUUAAUACCAGUUUGUGCAAAGCUGUCUUGUGCUAGUGAUGUUUUGUAAAACAUUGAUUUGAAGCAGUAAUCUUUAUAGCUUUGAGAUUCUCAUAAAUAUUUUAUACUGUUUAUUGUAUAUUUUGUAUAUUGUACGUCAUGAAUAUUCAGCAGAAUUAUGUUUAUGUUUUAAAGAAACUAUAUUUACAGUCUUAAAUGUUUGUUGAUUAAUGAUUGUUUAUUCUUUAAUAAUAUUUGUAUUUUUAUGGAUAGUUUUUAAGGUGUCUCAAUGCAAAGCAUUUCUACUUUUAAAUGGGACAUUUAAAGCUUGACUUUUUGGAGUCUUUAUGUGUGACACUUUUUAUUGCUUAAUAAUGUGUAAUAGCUGUUUAUAAAACAGAAUAUUAUGGCUAUGUUAUACUAGUUGUUGUUGGAAGCUCAUUAAGUAGAGCUUAAAGCUUAUAAUUAGCAAAUUAAUUAAACUUAACUCAUCAGUUAACUAAUAAAAUUAAGACAAUA